AUGGAGCAAGGACUAAAUAAGGGCCGGAGGAGGGCUCAGGGGCAGAGAGAGCAGAGGGGACUCCGUUUGGGGGCUCCCAAGAGACCAGGACGGAGUUCAGGGGUACCCUCCAAAAUAUUUAUCCGACAUCGGAAGGGCGGCAUCGCUCACCAGCGGCUGGACCGGCAGAAGUCUCCGGUCUCCCCGAGUCGGUCGUCGUCCCCCCAUCCCCGCCCCACCGAGAGCCGGCCGCCCUCGGCCCUAGAGUCUCCCCUAGACUUGUCCGGGUCGUCUCCUACCUCCGCGCCGCUGCCUACUGCCGCCGCCUCCGCUGCCCGGGCUGAUACAGCUUCUUCCCCCGGGACUCAGCCAGAGAAACGGGACCCAAGACCAGAGGCUGACACGUCACCUAGGCGUGGUCCCGCCCCCUCAAAUGACGGCAGCGCGCCGCCACGCCCCCUCGUCAGCGCCGGAGGACACGCCCCCAAGGCAACAGGGAAACGAAGGCCAACCAGCCCCGGCCCCGCCCCCCGGGUUCCGCACGCCCCGCACGCCGAGAGCCAGGCAGGCACCAUCUCUGGGCUCCAGGUCGCUUUUAUUCUCUUCUCCGGGGGGCGGGGCGGGGCAGGGCCGGGGUCCGCCAGGGUCAUCGCUGCUCCGGGUCUUCCUCUACCUCGGGCAACGGUAACUCUUCCUGCUGCUCCGGGCCCGCGGAUUCGGCUGCUUGGGGGUCCACAGACCUCUGAGCGGACGGGUCCCUGGCGACAGAGGUCCCCUUCACCGUGGACUGCUUACGCGUGGAGCCCCGGCGGCUGAACAUGGACAGCCGUCGCCAGAGCACCGUGAUGAUCAAGCUCUCGUUGGACUUGCGCGACGGGUCGUAGCGGCCGGCGCGUCCUGCGGGGCGGGCAGGGGGCCGGGAGAGCCGGGCUGCGGGGCCCCGUUCCCCACGCCCUCCUUCUGGGGGCCCCCGCCUCCCUCCUUCCUGCGCGCCUAGUCUCAGAUAGGCCGGUUCCUCCUGCACGUCAGGCUCGGGGCCCGGACCUCGACGCCCCCCUUGUGGGGAGCACCCGCCUCCCUCCUAGAUUGGGGUGCACUCCAAGGCUCUUUUCUGCGCAUCGGCCACUGCAUCCAGCCCCUCCCUGUACCACCCCUUUAAGCGGGGUUGCCAUGCAUCCGGACCAAGAAGGCCACUCAUCCGACCCCAGGGCAGCCAUGCAGCCCCUUUGCCAUCCUGCCCCAGUGACCUCCUCCCCAUCAGACCCUCCCGACCCUACCUUCCAUUUCUGUCCCAGAGUAGAGGUCAUCAUUACUCCUGUUCUUGGACCUGGCACAGCCCAUGACCCCACCACCGGCCUGGAGUCCUGGCAGCCAUCGCCCCUCCCCCGUCCCGAGGCUUUUGUGACGUCAGAGCCCCCCUCCCCCCACACCAGCUCCCCAGCAGGCUGCUACCCUUAGGACCCCUGGCUGGGGCUCUCCCAAGGGUCAGGCAGCUGGUUUUCCAUCUACUCCCUCCCCCAAAAGGAGGCAGGGUCACAGAAGGGGGAG
Dromiciops gliroides (monito del monte) is the source of this 1527-nucleotide messenger RNA. Its product is annotated as translation initiation factor IF-2. The record is from RefSeq and is a predicted model, not a curated record. The transcript is spliced from 3 exons. The coding region runs from base 1 to 795 and encodes 264 amino acids. Lineage: Eukaryota; Metazoa; Chordata; Mammalia; Microbiotheria; Microbiotheriidae.